Molecule: messenger RNA, 2549 nt
Organism: Staurois parvus
Lineage: Eukaryota; Metazoa; Chordata; Amphibia; Anura; Ranidae
Source: the annotation of a GenBank genome assembly
AGGCGUGGUGUUCGUGCCUCCCGAGCAGAUGGACCCCCGGCCCUUGUUCCAGGCCGUGGACACCUUGUGCCAGGAUAACAUUAAGCACUUUGGAGAGUCUAAAACUGAGGUGGGCUCCCGCUUGGUGCAAGCCUUCUCCCGGAUCCAAGAACAGGCACAUGGAGUUGAACCGGCCCUACGUGCCCUGGCUGCAGUUUGCCCACUUUUUGACCUAGACCCCAACACUCCAGCCAAUGGAUACCGAAGUCUGCUGAAGGUGGUACUCUCCUGUACCCAGCACAUCCUACACAAGUGCCGCUACAUCACAACCAGCCGCCACAGCCUCUUCUUCCGAGCCGCCCACAACUGCGCUGAGCUAGAAGCGUAUGGUGCUGCUCUCACCCAACUCCGAGCCCUGCUCUGUUUUGCACAGCGGCUACUGACUGCCAACCACCAUGGGGAUCUCUUCUUCCGGCAAGAGCGAGGCCUGUCCGAAGAGUUCCUUCGAGAGUACAGCACCAUGCACAAAGGCUGCUUCUAUGGACGCUGUAUGGGGUUUCAGUUCACUCCUUCCAUCCGCCCGUUCCUGCAGACUAUCUCUAUUGGGUUGGUGUCAUUUGGGGAGAAUUACAAGCGUCAUGAAUCUGGAAUAAGUGUAGCCGCUAGCUCCUUCUUCAUAAGUGGAAGGUACGCCAUUGACCCAGAGCUGCGAGGAGCAGAUUAUGAAAGGAUAACACAAAACCUGGAUGUGAACUUCUGGAAGUCUUUUUGGAACAUCACAGAGAUGGAAUUGCUUACGUCUUUGGUUGGAAUAGCCACAACAGUCCGCAUCAACAAGACCCUUUCUGUGCCUCCCGAACUGCUUGAGAUGCCACUCUCCUCUGAUCCUCAGCUCACCGUCCCCAUCAGCCCUCCUGUAGCUCAUUCUGGACCAGGUCCUGUUAAUAUGCGUCUCAUCUCAUACCAGCUGCGUGAAGGCCAGGAGAGCGAGGAACUAAACACCUUCACAAAACCUGAAGGUCCUCUGAGCCUUGACCUUCAUCUCCGAUCUCGCUCAGCCCCUCUCUCUCCAGACCUGAUCAUCCAUUUCCACGGUGGGGGGUUUGUAGCCCAGACCUCAAAGUCGCAUGAGCCUUACCUCAAGAUCUGGGCUCAGGAGCUCGAGGCGCCCAUCCUGUCUGUGGACUACUCUCUUGCCCCAGAGGCUCCUUUUCCAAGGGCUCUUGAAGAAUGUUUCUAUGCCUAUUGCUGGGCUUUGAAACACUGUCAGUUGCUGGGCUCCACAGGUGAAAGGAUCUGUCUGGCUGGUGACAGUGCUGGUGGUAACCUUUGUAUCACCGUGGCACUGCGUGCUGCUUCUGUUGGGGUUAGAUUGCCAGAUGGAAUAAUGGUUGCCUAUCCAGCCACGUUAUUACAGGCCACAGCAUCCCCAUCCCGCCUCCUGACGCUGAUGGACCCUCUGCUGCCACUCAGUGUACUGUCAAAGUGUCUUAGCGCUUAUGCAGGUACAGAACGAGUCUCUGUGGAUGAUCGAGUAGUUGAAAAGCACAGCUCACUGAGUCAAGUGAAACGAGGGACUGCAUUAUUUCUCAGAGAUAUCCGACAAGGAGCGGCAUCCUGGCUGAGUAAUCUAAUGGAAGGGAGCAAGGACAGGGCCAAUACAGGUCAGACUUUCAGCGUAGAGGACACAGUGAGAAAGAGUGUAUCAGAGGCAGCAUUGGCGGAGAGCCUGCUCUUAACCGCAAGGUGUCUUUAAAGAGCAAAACCUGCCAGGAUCUGAACCGCCAUCAGUACAUCGAACAAAACAGUUUUGCGGUUGGAAUUCCAAACCAGAACAAUGGACAGAGCGGAGCCCUGAACAAACACGCAAACAGAGGAGCACAGUCCAAUAACUCCUCUGCAAACGGCCAGCAUUCACCAUCUUCCCUGUCCGUCCAGUCAGAAAGCAGUGAUGUGCUGUCUCCCAGCAGCUCACAGAGACCUGUCAAUUUCUUCUUGACAGGGAGCGAGAGUGAGGGUGACACUUCUUUUGACAGAGAACCUUCUACACACUCUAAAGAGAACAUUCCCCCUGCACACUCCAGUGAGGACGAAUCAUCCCCACAGUCCCCCUCCACUUCUCUUCUGGGCUUUCCAGAUGGAUUUCAGCCUCUGCGCUCUCAAAGUGGUGUGGCUCACAUGACCUUACAGACUUCUGCUAUUGUGCAUAACCCGUACAUGUCCCCGCUGCUGGCUCCUGACAGUAUGCUGCAAGGACUUCCUCCCAUUCACAUUGUGGCCUGUGCGCUGGACCCGAUGUUGGAUGACUCCGUGAUGUUUGCUAAGAGACUCCGUUCUCUCAAUCGGCCAGUCACCCUGCAGGUAGUAGAAGAUCUCCCUCACGGAUUCCUCAGCUUAUCACAGCUGUCACCAGAGACACGAACCGCCACAGCUGUGUGCGUCCAGCGCAUCCGGCAAGUCCUGAGAGAAGAGCCUCCUGCCCCACCUCCUGCUGCUCCCCGCAAACACCGCAAACUGGAGAGGACGCUGGGGGGAAGAGCGCAGUGACCGAUCGAGAGAUUGGAGCCUGA